Messenger RNA from Metopolophium dirhodum (rose-grain aphid), 948 nucleotides. Its product is annotated as zinc finger MYM-type protein 1-like. The record is from RefSeq and is a predicted model, not a curated record. The transcript has 2 exons. Lineage: Eukaryota; Metazoa; Arthropoda; Insecta; Hemiptera; Aphididae. The coding region runs from base 1 to 948 and encodes 315 amino acids.
AUGAGUGGACGGUUGAAUGGGGUUCAAGCAUUGUUUCGUGAAGAAGUACCUCAAGCCAUUUAUGUGCACUGUUAUAACCAUAGACUUAAUCUCAUUAUAUCCGAUGUUUGUAAAAAUGUAACAAAUGUAAAAAUGUUUUUUGGUAUAGUGGAGAAUUUAUAUAUAUUUGUAUCCGGUUCUUCUGUACAUGCAAAAUUUGUUAAAAUUCAAAAAGAUAUGAAAUACAAAUCUAUUAUUGAGCUAAAAAGAGUAUGCUUGACCCGAUGGACGGCACAGGUAUUUGCUUGUGUUUCAUUAAAGAAAGUAUUGAGCCCUCUUCUGGUUUUAUUAAACAAUUUAAUUAAUGAAAAAAGUGAUAGAGCAGCUGAGUCAAAAGGAUUACUUCAUUUGAUAGAUUUCAACUUCAUCUUUAAUUUGGUUAUGUUCUGUUAUAUAUUAGGACUAUUUAAAAAUACAAGUGACUAUUUACAGAAUGUAAAUGCAGAAAUGGCUGAAAGUUUAACUUUAAUUUCAUCAAUAAAAACUGUUUUUCAAAGUAUGAGAGAUGAUGACUCGGAAAUUAAUGUCACUUUCAAUAAACUUUAUAUUGAAGCUACUAAUAUUAGUAAAGAAAACAAUAUAACAAUACCUACUCAAGAUUCAAAUAAGAACAAUAGAACAAAAAAAAUCCCAGAAAAGUUUCGGCAGUUUAUUCUUACAGAAGAAAGUUUUUUAGAAAAACAGAAAUUCAUUUCAAAGUCUGAUUUGAAACUUAAUUUAUUUUUACCAACAUUAGAUUACAUAAUUAAUGAACUUGACAAACGAUUUACAAAUAAUACAAAUAUACUAUCUUCCAUAUCUUAUUUGCAUCCACAAAAUGAAAAUUUUUUAAAUUAUGAACAAUUAAAACCUUUGGCCCUUCACUACAAUAUAGAUUUAAAAAUGUUCCAUAUCCAGCGCAGCAUGUGA